Cyprinus carpio (common carp) is the source of this 3012-nucleotide messenger RNA. RefSeq names its product divergent protein kinase domain 1Ab (gene dipk1ab). The record is from RefSeq and is a predicted model, not a curated record. Lineage: Eukaryota; Metazoa; Chordata; Actinopteri; Cypriniformes; Cyprinidae.
ACUUCCUCAGACUUUAUCACAUUGUCAUAAAAUGUUAGAGUAGCUCGCGUGGUCUCUCGUGCAGGUGAACGCGAGCUCAUCCAGUGGAUGCGAGCGCAGAUGUUGCUCAUCAUCGCGCGUGAGGUGCGGCGCCUGAGGAGCCUCGCGCACUCUUCAUCAUCCUCUCUUCCCAUGGCGAGAAAGACCUUGGCUUGGUUAGUACUGUGAAAUGUGGUGUUUCCAUCAUGGCACGGGGUCUGAUACCGUGGAUCUGGCUGAAGCGACCCGUUUAUAUCCAGGCCCGGUUCUCCUACCUACACAUGAAGUACCUGUUUUUUUCCUGGUUGGCUGUUUUCGUGGGAAGCUGGGUGGUGUAUGUGGAAUACUCUUCAUACACAGAGCUGUGCCGUGGACACGAGUGCAAGAACUCUAUUUGCGAUAAAUUCCAGAAGGGGGUGAUCGAUGGUUCAGCCUGCAACAGCUUGUGCGAGAAGGACACUAUUUACUUGGGAAAGUGUCUCUCUGCCAAACCCAGCAAUCAGGUAUAUUCUGGCAGUUGGGGGGAUAUGGAAGGAAUCAUAAAGUGCCAGAUGGAGGAGAACCCUCAUUAUGAUCUGGGUAUAGAACUGGAGCCCCGAAAAGAAUCUGCCUCCUUUAACAGGCCAACCAAAGGGACAUCAAUGGAGAAGUUCAAAGAGAUGGUCUUCAGCCAUCUAAAGACAAAAGUAGGAGACCAAGCCAGCUUAGCAGAUUUGGUGACCCUUGUGCUUGGAGUUGCAGACAGCAACAAGGAUGGCCAGAUCUCGCUGUCAGAAGCACAUUCAGCUUGGGCUUUACUGCAGCUGAAUGAAUUCCUGCUGUCCAUCGUUCUACAGGACCGAGAGCACACUCCCAGACUGCUGGGCUUCUGUGGGGACUUGUAUGUGAUGGAAAAGGUGCCUUAUGUACCACUCUAUGGCGUCAGCCUUCCGUGGAUGGUAGAGCUGUGGAUUCCAGCCAGCCUGCGACGGAGCAUCGACCAGUGGGCCGCCCCCUCCUGGCCCCGCAAGGCUAAGAUUGGCAUCGGCCUGUUUGAGCUCGUUGAGGACGUCUUCCAUGGCACAUUUGGUAGUUUUCUCAUGUGCGAUGUAAGUGCUGCAGGGUUUGGUUAUACAGAGCGCCACGAUAUAAAGGUGGUAGAUGCAAGGCGUAUUGUCCCCGAAGCUGCUUUUCAGGAAGUGAUGCGUGAAAGGCGGUGCGAAGAGGACAGUGACUGUAUGUAUGGCCAGGACUGCCUCACUUCCUGUGAUCUCACUAAACACCGCUGCACUACGGAGGUCACACAGCCCAAUCUGGCUAAAGUAUGUAGCACACUGAAGGACUAUCUUCUGUAUGGUGCACCAUCAGAUAUUAAAGACGAACUGGAGAAACAGCUGUACGCCUGCAUCGCUCUCAAAGGCGCCAGCGAACAGAUGGAAAUGGAACAUUCCUUGAUUCUCAACAACCUCAAAACUCUGCUUUGGAAGAAAAUAUCACAUACAAAGGACUCGUAAUGAUGCGCAGAACUGUUACUGUACUUCUAAACAGAACAAUAGAUGAACAAGACACUGGGACUGACUGAUUGAAAUUGGACGACUCAAAAUUUCGUUACAUACUUUUAUUUUUGACCUGCAUUUGCAGAGUACCGUCAUAGCCUUCGUGGCACUUUUUGUAAGAUUACCCAAUCUUGACUCAAUCCCAAAUUAUAAAAGCUUAAGCUGCAGAGAUACUGCCUCUGCUAAUGCAUGUCCUCCACUGCCAAGAACAAAUGCCAAAUUUUAAUUCUCCAUGCCGAUUAUUGUUCAGAGAACUGAGACAAUCAAACUGUGUCUAGUCCAGUUUUUCAAACAGAGACGAGGACCCCUGAUUUGACAGAAUAAAAUGGAUUUUUACUAAAUGUAUUUUUAGGACAGUCUAAGAUAACUUGAGAAAUAGGUUUAACUUUUUUUAAAAUUUGAUUUAAAUUUUCUAUGAUGACUUCUAAAGAAUGGUCAGAAAACAUUAAAUUAUUUUAUUUUACUGACAGUCCAGGUUUUAAUUCUGGAUUUUACUUUAAAGGUGUAUACAUAUAUUAUUAUUAUUAUUAAUAAUAAUAAUAAAAUCUAAACAAUUUUAAACUAAUACAAAGUAAUACAGUUCAUAUAAUCUUCUAAUAUCAUGCUUUGGCUUUAGAACAAUGAUUACAUUUCUUCAUAUGAGAAAAUAUACACCAAUGUCAUAUUUUAUAACAGCGAUAAUUUAGAGAGGACUUGGCAUCAGAUAUUUUGAGAACCCCUGCUCUAGUCAGAAGAUACACAAUUCAGAUUUCAGAACACUUCUAUCCUUCCAAUUUAACUACAAAGGAUCUGAAAAUGAUUUGCAUGAAUUAUAAUUUUUUAGACUGAACAGUGUUACUCAGUACAAUAGGUUAGAACAAUUAUGCUGUCAGUUUUUUCAAUUGAAGUCAAACUGCCACAAACAAAAGCAACUUAUCCUUGUUUUAAAGAGACAAGAUGUGUGCAGAAGUUUGAAUGUUAUGUUUGACAGGCCAUUUUCAGUUAAUGUCAAGUACGUGCUUCAUUUUUACAUUUCAUCUUUGUUUUAAAUGCAUUGGUAUAUAAAAGCAUUGUUAUAUACACUAAUACCCUUAUCCAAGUUAGGACUCAGGGCCCUUUACAAUGUUUAAAAGUGUAUUUUGAACUUCAUGUCUGGCUGUGUUUUUGGUUUAUUCAUUCGUACCAAGAACAGUGUUUAUGUAUAAAGGACAGAAAAGAUCUUGCCAUUGUUUAGUUCUGUAAAUUCUAACGUUUCCCUAAAAUCACACAGGUGCUACAAGGAACUACGCAUAAAUUAUCCUAAACGUUUGCAAAUCACGCACAGCCUCCUACUCAAUAUAACAAGCAAUCAGACAGACACAAGAGUCUUUUUUCAUAUAUUUAUUAGAACAAAGUAUUUCUGCACAAUUGAGGAGAAAAGCAAGAGCACACUCUAGUCCUCCUCUGCAGCUUGAGCCCGAAGGAAGCUGGCCUUCUUCUG